AUGUCAGAAGAACAAAUCAGUAAUGUUGAUACAGGGAACUUCUCGACUGGUAUGGAACCAAGUAUAGAGAGUACAACGGCCCAAGCAACGGUGAAGUUAGAAACGCCAGUCAUUGAAGAGACACCAUCACUUAACCCACUCCCAUCAGCUAAUGGAGGUGAAUCUUUAGCAGAUAUAAUUGGAGGAUCACAAGUUAGAAAAUAUCUGAAUAAAAAUGUUACGCCGUACUUGUUACAAGGUAUGAGGAAUAUCGCGAAUGAACAACCACAAGAACCCUUAAAGGUUCUUGGCGAAUAUCUAAUUGAGGAGAAUAACAGGUUGAAACAAGAGAAACAUUGA
Molecule: messenger RNA, 339 nt
Organism: Maudiozyma barnettii
Lineage: Eukaryota; Fungi; Ascomycota; Saccharomycetes; Saccharomycetales; Saccharomycetaceae
Gene: SDC1
Product: Sdc1p
Exons: 1
Coding region: 1-339 (112 amino acids)
Source: RefSeq, a predicted model, not a curated record